CACAUUCUGGACAGCGGACUUCAAGGCAUUUGUCGGAAGAGUCAGAAGACCUUCAUAUUCAUAACAGCUACAUUCAUUAUUGAUUUAAUUAUAGCAGCCUUUUUUAUCUGCAUAUAAGCAAGUCCUUAUUUAUUUACCAGAUCCGAGGUUUAAUCAAUCAAUGAAUCAGACAUUGAGAAUAAUAUAUGGUUAUUUGGCGCACGGUCAGGCAAGGUGCAAAUGAAUGAACCUGGAUAUGGUAUAGUAAUUUUAAUUUAGAUUGGGUUCAGCUAAGAAGUCAGUCGGUGUGCAGUGUGAGCGAGAUACAACACAACGACGUUACGCUUCUCCAGACGGAGAGAGACAGAGCGACUGCUGGUUUCGAGGCGGGAGGACACAUGGGUCGACACUACAACCUUUCAAUUUUGUUCCAAUGUGUGUGCUAAAUACGACAAGGAAUCCGAACACUUACUGGCUGUCCUGCGUCCACUCCUGACAUGUCUGCGCUUCUGUGUUUUCCUUGGAUUUGGGGAGACGUUUCGCGUUAUGUUCAGUGCUGAAAAAAGGACUGCGGACGAUAUUUUAUUCUCUCAUCGGCGUCUCGUGUGGACUUAUUAGUAUUAUCACCAGUGAGUGGCUUGUCAAACAUCGCACGACAAUGCAAGUUGUUUUGUUAUGAUUUUGCGAGUGCGGUCAUUUGAAUAUUAACUUAACAUGUCGGAUUGUUUUUCGGCGUUUUGCACGUCUUUAUCACGAAUUUUCUCCCUCCGUUAAUUCUAUGGACUGCUCCAUUCGGGCUAUUUGUUUUUGAUCUGCAUGCAUCCGGACGAAGAAGGAGGAACCGACAGAUAAACGACAGAAGGACUGAAGAAUGAACGAGAUUCACUGAAGAACAGGAGGAAACGCAGUAAGGUUCUCCGUCAGUGAGAGGGCGUGAGGGAAGGAGUGCCCCGCAUCCAAGCGCCCGCUGACCCGCACUCCCCCCACCACACCUUGCUCCAUCCACAGCAUGGCUCUCUCUCUCUGGAUCCUCUUUACCUGCACCAUCGCCCUGAGCAAUGUCAGCCCCUCUACCCAGGCAUUGAGUCGCUCUGCAAUGCCAUUUGGUCUGAUGCGGAGGGAGUUGGCAUGCGAAGGUUACCCCAUCGAGCUCCGCUGCCCUGGCAGUGAUGUCAUUAUGAUCGAGACAGCCAACUACGGCCGCACAGAUGACAAGAUCUGUGAUGCCGACCCCUUUCAGAUGGAAAACGUACAGUGCUACCUGCCAGAUGCUUUCAAGAUCAUGUCACAAAGGUGUAAUAAUCGCACUCAAUGUGUGGUGGUGGCUGGGUCUGAUGUUUUUCCUGACCCCUGUCCAGGAACCUACAAGUACCUGGAGAUCCAGUAUGAAUGUGUGCCAUACAUCUUUGUAUGUCCUGGGACUCUAUUAAGUGUGCAGGCAGCAAGUUUGCUGCAGGAGGCGGAGCAUCAGUCGGGGGCAUGGUGUAAGGAUCCCCUGCAGUCUGGUGACCGUCUUUACGUCAUGCCCUGGACUCCGUACCGCACGGAUAUGCUGUACGAGUAUGCUUCAUGGGAAGACUUCAAGCAGAAUCGAGCCACAACUACUUACAAGCUGCCAAAUCGUGUGGAUGGAACAGGCUUUGUCGUUUAUGAUGGUGCUGUUUUUUACAACAAGGAACGCACACGCAACAUUGUUAAAUACGACUUGCGCACACGUAUAAAGAGUGGAGAAGCCAUAGUCAAUAAUGCCAACUAUCAUGACACCUCACCAUACCGCUGGGGUGGCAAGUCUGAUAUUGACCUUGCAGUGGAUGAAAAUGGUUUAUGGGUCAUCUAUGCUACCGAGGCCAACAACGGACGACUGGUGGUCAGCCAGGUUAACCCCUACACCCUGCGGUUCGAGGGAACCUGGGAGACUAGCUUUGAUAAGCGACUGGCGUCCAAUGCUUUCAUGGCGUGUGGUGUUCUAUACGCUGUCCGCUCUGUUUAUCAAGACGACGAUAGCGAAGCAGGUGGGGAUCUGGUGCUGUAUGCGUACAACACCAACCAAGCACGGGAAGAGCCUGUCCACAUCCCCUUCCCCAACCCCUACCAGUAUGUGUCCUCUGUGGAUUACAACCCACGAGACAAUCAACUUUAUAUCUGGAAUAACUACAAUGUGCUGCGCUACCCUCUAGAGUUUGGCCCACCGGAUCCAACUGCUGGUCCACUCGUCACCAAUCAGGUGAGCAGCAGCACAACCACAGCAGCAAGACCUGUCACUUCCAGCUCCAUCCCCUCAACCAUGCGACCUCUGCCCGCAACUGCUCACCCGAUAGGGGCCAUCAACAAGGCACCAGAUCUGCGACCUAUAACUGCCACUGUGCCGGUGACUCGCAGACCUCUGCAAGUCUCACCACAGGGCCCUGAGCUCCAAGUGUGUGAAGCCAGAAUAGCCCGAGCGGUGCAAUGGCCUGCCACCCAGAGGGGAGAGACUGUAGAGAGGCCAUGCCCUAAAGGAUCACUGGGCAUCGCAUCCUUUCAGUGUCUGUCCUCUCCUGUGCUGUGGAAUCCUCGCGGCCCUGAUCUAAGUAACUGCACCUCGCCUUGGGUCAACCAGGUGGCCCAGAAGAUAAAAAGCGGAGAGAAUGCUGCAAACAUCGCCGCGGAGCUGGUGAACCACACGCAGGGUCACAUUCAUGCUGGUGAUGUCAGUUCCUCUGUCAGACUCAUCGAGCAGCUAUUGGAUAUAUUAGAUGCACAGCUGCAAGCACUCAGACCUGGAAAUAAGGAAUCGGCAGCCAGGAACUACAAUAAGUGGCAGAAGAGAGAGAGGACCUGCCGGGCUUAUGUUCAGGCGGUUGUGCAGACUGUGGAUAAUCUUUUGCGUGCUGAGGCUUUAGAGUCGUGGCAGGACAUGAACAGCACGGAGCAGGCGCACACAGCCACCAUGCUACUGGACGUCAUGGAGAAAGGAGCCUUCCUGUUGGCCAAUAACAUGUACAAUAAUCACUUCUCAGACCACGCUGCAAAUGUCGACCUAGAGGUACGUGUGUUGAACACGGAGACAGAGUCUCAGGAUUUGUCGUUCCCGCAGAACGGUCCCAGUGACAGCAGUAUCCAGCUCUCGGCUUCCACCUUCAAACAAUACAGCCGAAACGGCCAGGUAAAAGUGGUCUUUGUGCUCUAUAAGAAUCUGGGUUCAUUCCUAUCCACUGAAAAUGCAUCUGUGAAGAUGGAAAUGGAGGCGGGGCCUGGUGGGCGGGGCCUGUCAGUGAAUUCACACGUCAUCGCCGCGUCAAUCAAUAAAGAGUCCAGUAGAGUGUUUCUGACGGAGCCUGUGGUGUUCACACUUAGACAUUUACAGCUUGAGAAUCAUUUCAGCCCAAACUGUUCAUUCUGGAACUACUCUGAGCGUUCAAUGACGGGCCAGUGGUCAUCUCAAGGCUGCAGGCUGAUGGAAACCAACAGCACACACACAACUUGUUCCUGUAGCCAUCUAACCAACUUUGCCGUGCUCAUGGUACAUCACGAACCUGACUAUCCAGGCAGGAUGCAUGAGCUGAUCCUCUUUGUGAUCACAUGGGUGGGUAUCGUCAUUUCACUGGUGUGUCUUGCCAUCUGCAUCUCUACCUUCUGCUUCCUGCGAGGCCUGCAGACCGACCGCAACACUAUCCACAAGAACCUCUGCAUCAACCUCUUCAUCGCCGAGCUCCUCUUCCUCAUCGGCAUUGACAAGACACAGUACCACAUUGCAUGCCCAAUUUUUGCGGGCCUGCUGCAUUUCUUUUUCCUGGCUGCGUUCUCCUGGAUGUGUCUAGAGGGAAUCCAGUUAUACCUGAUGCUGGUGGAGGUCUUUGAGAGCGAAUAUUCCCGAAAGAAGUACUACUACCUAUGUGGCUACUGCUUUCCCGCCCUGGUGGUGGGCAUCUCAGCAGCCAUUGAUUACCGCAGCUACGGGACAAAGAAAGCGUGCUGGUUGAGGGUGGAUAACUACUUCAUCUGGAGUUUUAUUGGCCCUGUGUCCUUCAUAAUCAUGUUAAACCUGGUGUUCCUCAUGAUAACACUCCACAAGAUGAUCCGUAAUUCUUCCGCCCUCAAACCCGACUCCAGUCGUCUGGAUAACAUUAAGUCCUGGGCUCUGGGGGCUAUCGCACUGCUCUUCCUCUUGGGUCUGACCUGGGCCUUCGGCCUCCUCUUCAUCAAUGAGAACACCGUCAUCAUGGCAUAUCUUUUUACUACCUUUAAUGCCUUCCAGGGCAUGUUCAUAUUCAUCUUUCACUGCGCUCUACAGAAGAAGGUGCAUAAGGAGUACAGCAAGUGCCUGCGUCAUUCUUACUGCUGCAGUCGCACCUCCACUACGAGCUCUCAUGGAUCGCUGAAGAAUUCUGCCCUUCGUGCCAAUAACCGCUACUACACCGGCAGCCAGGCACGUCAUGCAGCGGUACACAGACAGAGUCGAAUUCGUCGUAUGUGGAACGACACAGUGCGAAAACAGACAGAGUCAUCCUUCAUGGCAGGAGACAUCAACAGCACUCCAACUCUCAACCGUGCUACAAUGGGGAACCAUCUUCUGACGAACCCCGUGCUGCAAACCCGUACAGGAACCUCUCCUUAUAACACGCUGCUGGCUGAGACGUUUACCCCACCCUCACCUGGAGUCUUCAACUCGACUGGAACUUUCCGUGACCCAAAGAGCACACUGUCUAAGAACCGAGAUCAUGGAGGCAUGGAGACGCUUCCUCUGAAUGGGAACUUCAACAACAGCUAUUCUCUGCGUAGUGUCGGGGGUUCAGGAGCUCCUGGGGGCAGCUGUGACUUCCUGGGAGGUGGAGGUGGAGAUAGCCCCCCUCCCCUACUCAAUCCCCGUAGUUCAGAAACUCUCGGUGACAUACGGAGAAACCUCUCGGACGCAGCGGCGUUCGAGAAGAUGAUCAUAUCUGAACUUGUGCACAAUAAUCUCAGAGGCAGUGGAGGGGCUGGGGGCAGUGACAGAACGUGUGGUAGCCUGGUCAGAGGGCACGGUCAAAUGGGAAUGGGGCGGGGCAGAGGUGGGGCAGAGCCGGCGAUAGGCAUAGAGGAUAACGAAGACUUUCGUUCAAGAGAAGCACGUCAGCGCACGCCGCAAGACGUGGAACUGCUGUACAAGGCUCUGGAGGAGCCCCUGCUUCUGCAGCGUGCCCAGUCGGUGCUCUACCAGAGCGACCCAGAGGAGUCUGAAAGCUACACAGCCGACCUGACUGAGAGUUUGGGCCACAGUGGUCACAGCGGCCAAAGUGCAGCAGGUCAGGGCCACAACGGAGCCCCCGAUUCGCCUGCGCCUGAGUCCCUCUACACCAGCAUCACCAACCUGCGAGAUUCACCCUACCCCGACAGCAGCCCAGAGCCACUAGAGGUGGUUCCACGUUCGGCCCAGCCUCCGGAGGAGCUGUACUACAGCUCAGGUCGGCCAGCCAUAGGCUCCCGCGGAGCCCCCAUGCAGACCUUCUACCAGGCUCCACCUAGGAGACCGAGCACUGAAGCCCACCCCGCCCCUGAGCCCCCUCAUAGUGAGGGAGAUGGACAGAUGCAGUUGGUCACAAGCCUGUGACUACAAGGAAGAGGUGGAGGAGGGAAAGCGCCACAGGGUCUGAUGCAAAGUGCCGAUGGCGAUGUUGGACUCCUCUCCUGUUUCUGACGCCCUCCUUAUGUCUGGUUGCCUUUUUGUGCUUUCAUUAGUUUUGAAGUAAGAGGUAAGGAAAGCCUAAACAGGGAGAGCAUCAGAGAGGUUUGUCUCCAUGGCAGCAGGCUCUCUGAAGUGCUGUGUUACCACUCUGCCCUCUCAUCAGCAUCAUUUUCUCCUCCCUCCUCACACACACACACACACAUAGAGAAACUAUCUGCCUUCUCUCAGUGGACGUCUCUGCCAUCAGCUCUAUCUGCUCCAAAAAUAUUGUCAAACAUCACACUGGGCUUCUAUUUCUGUGUUUUAUUUCAAGUCUUAUCUUUAAAAUGUUGCAUUUGCGUAACUCCUUACCUUCACUUUCCUUUCUCUGUCUUUCUCCAUCAUUAUUUGAUGAGAGCUGUUACAUGAGGAAAUGGGGGUAUGCCAUUGUACUACAAGUGACAAAAAUCUCUCUGAAAGCUCUUCAGUGUUGCCAAAAAUAACUGUUUUUUGAGCCAGGACACAAACUGGAAUCUACGCACACACACACACACACACACACACACACACACACACACACUCACAGAAGUGCUUGUUACUGAACAUUAAGAGUGUGACAUAUGCUCAUGAAAAAGGAAAACUAGGACUAUUGUUCAGACACAGGUAGUGGGAAGCUGCCUCAGUGGAGUUGCCUUUAUUUCUGUCUCUAAACUGACUCUUCUGUAUAGAACAAACGACUGGGAAAGGGGCGGACAUUAGGACACAACCCAUCAUCAGCUGGGUCAUUUGAGCCUUGUCCAUGGGACCGCUCAUGAAUAAAACUCUAUAGGGUUUCAUCUCAGAUCCACAGAUGGAGGGUGGAUUAAGGACUGAAACUGCUCUCCGAAUCACUGAUGGAUGUUGUAGGUGGAGGUUGCUGUAUCACCUGUGUUAUUGUGGCUAGAAUAAUUUUUUUGCUACUGCUCCAGCCAUUCUUCGAGUCCAACCUCUGUACAUAAGAACCACACAAAAGCGAAAGCAAGUCUUAAUCUACUCGUCUCCUGUACAUAGAAGAACAAAAGCAACAAAAAAGUAUCAAAUAUUAUGAAAAAAAAAAACGUUCUUGUACUGCAACAGAAAUCGAAAAUAAAGAUGUUUUGAAGUUUGUGACCUAAACACCAUGCCAGUCUCUCCCUCUCUCUUUCUUUCGCUCUCUCCGGCCCUCGUUGAGUCCAGCCCUGGAGCACCGCAGUGCCAGGAAAUAUAAUUGUCUGCCAAGAGACAGCGAGAGAGAGACAGAAAGAGAAGGAUUUUACAUACAAACUAGAUCAAUCCUGGCACAAUUUUUAUGUAAUAUAGCCCAUUACAUUAGCUAUGUUUCCAUCUAAAUAUGCGAAUUUACCUUAUGUUCAAAACUGGAAUAUCGCAUUAAACAUUCGGAAUAAAGCACUGUUUCCAUCCAACAAGUCAAAGAGAACAAAAUCAUCACUUCCUGAUAAACUGGCACUAAAUAUCUCUAAGAAAACUAGGAGAAGCCACUGAAUAUAAUAAUUUCAUAUGUAAUUAUUUAGCUUCUGAGUGAGAGUAGAUGUAACACAAUAAAUGCGGUCAUUGUUUUUAGAGGUGGAUGCCUGCUGUUUGGGAAAGCAUUCAUGUAAGACAGUAAUUAUACAGAAAUACUUUGAUGACAGACUUUCAGGCAUUUCAGAACGACCAAAACAACGAUGCUGUGAACAAGAUCGGUCCUCUGGUUAGUAUAGUUAUCCUGUUUCACAUGACUUUUUCAAUACGCAUGGUGGAAUUUAUUGUGUAAAUGCGUUAACAUCAGUUUAUGCACAUUUUUUCUUAUCGGAUAAAUAGUUAAUCUUACUCAGUUGUGCGCAUAUUUUAUUUUUUUUUUAGCUCAUUUUUUAUAAUUACUGCACAUCUUUCCAGCCAGUGUUUCUUUAUGCGAUAAUCCAAAAUGUGCAUUAAAGAAGGGUGAUGGAAACAUAGCUAUUGUUGGUAAUGUUUGACCUUCAACAUUCCCAGACAGGAAGUGCUUGACGUGAAUGAAAGGGGAAAACACUGUGCCUCAGUGGCGCACUGGUGCAUUGUGGGUUGAUUGACAGCAGCCAUAAUGUAGUGUUGGUUAUAUUUUAUCUGGAAGUUGUAAUAGAUAUCAGAUGACUAGAUGAAUAGAAUAUAUUUAGGUGAAAAAAACAAACAAACAAACAAAAAAAAACUUGGGGGGCACAUUCAGAAAAGAUUCAGUCACAAACCCUAGAUUGUAUUCGACUGUUUUUACAUACCAAUAUCAGCUGUUGUUUCUAAACCUGGUGUGACAGUUGAUUUACAAUUUGUAUGCGUAUGUCUGAACAUGAACUUUUGGAAGCUUGCGAACCAGAGUACGUAUGUGUGUGAGUAUGGAUCUCAGAGGCUAUUUUUACUGGGUUUGAUGGACCCGCAUUAGAAGAACAGGAAGCAGAGUAAAUCUAUAUCUAUCUAAGAGCUCAGUAUAAGCUUCCAUCUAAAAGACUUUGUUAAAGGUAUUUUAAAUGUUGUUUUUUGCCAGUUAUUUACAAUGGAAACUGAGGUUUAAACAAAAACAAAACUGAAUUACCAUUCAUUGAGUGACAGGAACAUCUGACCAAGGAGACACGGCCUCUGUGGUUUAGAAUCCCUAUAUGCAAAAGAGUUGCAUAGCCUAUUGAACAAAAGAGAGGUAUUCAUGAGUGCUCUGUCCCUCUGAAGUCUGCUUAAUCGUCAAGUCUUUCAUGUCUGAUGUUUUAUUUAUUAAUAUUUAUUCGUCUGUUUUGAUUAUUUAUGCACAUAUUCUUUUAUUCAAUGUGGUUCUCAUUCUGUAUACAGAGCAUAUGAGGGUGACGAGAGCGUGCUAUAUUUCGAAGAGCAUACUAGCAUACUACGCUUACCAUAGCUUCAGUAUAUACUAUGUGUUGUUUCCACAGUAUGCAGAUUUUCUGUCGAAUUGCCUAAUACAUUUCACCAGAAUGAAUGGUAAAUGAGGCUGAAUUCAGAAUGGCAUAGUACUCUUAUUAUUUCUGCCAUAAUAAGAAAUAUUAACAGUAGAAACAGAAUUCAGCCAGUAUAGAUUAUUUUAUCCCGUAAUUCAAAGCAGUUCACUUUACCUUUUAUUUCCAAUGUGAUGGAUGAACUUAAAAUAUUGUCUGUAAUUUAUUUUUUUUAAUCGGAUUGGACUGCCAAAAGUAAAGAUGUUUUAUUUGCCAAAAA
Carassius gibelio (silver crucian carp) is the source of this 8812-nucleotide messenger RNA. RefSeq names its product adhesion G protein-coupled receptor L1a (gene adgrl1a). Bases 989 to 5548 code for a protein of 1519 amino acids. The record is from RefSeq and is a predicted model, not a curated record. NCBI's taxonomy places the organism in Eukaryota, Metazoa, Chordata, Actinopteri, Cypriniformes, Cyprinidae. Gene Ontology annotation, molecular function: G protein-coupled receptor activity; carbohydrate binding; latrotoxin receptor activity. Gene Ontology annotation, biological process: adenylate cyclase-activating G protein-coupled receptor signaling pathway; cell surface receptor signaling pathway; heterophilic cell-cell adhesion. Gene Ontology annotation, cellular component: postsynaptic density; axon; presynaptic membrane. The transcript has 25 exons.